AUGUCUCGUCUUAGGUUUUGUUUGUUAUUAGCAGUAUUAUGCAGUUGUUUGCAGAAUGGUUACGGUUUGACAACACCAAAGACUGUUACCCAGGAUGUAGAUCCUAAACCAGUAGUUCCUAAAACUUUGCCUGAAACAACACGAGCUCCCGAGUCGAGCUCAACAACGGUAGCACCCACAACACCAGCGCCGACCACACCAGCCCCAACGCCAGCACCGACACCAGCGCCAACGCCGGCGCCUACCCCUGCGCCCACUCCUGCGCCCACUCCUGCGCCUACUCCUGCGCCUACUCCUGCGCCAACUCCUGCCCCUGCGCCCACACCUGCCCCCACCCCUGCUCCUCUCCCCGCCCCCGACCAGGGCACAUGGGCAUACACUGAUGAGAAGGCCAAUGAGACCUGCAUUGUAGCUCAAUUUGCAGCCCAAUUGAAUGUUACAUACACCAAGUUUGUGGAGAAUGCAACAUCUCUAUGGUACGUGAGGCUCAACAUUCCCGCCAACGCGUCGAUCCUCAAUGGCAGCUGUUCAGACCCUGACCAAUGGAUCCAGAUCACCUGGAAGACAAACAACGACAGCGUGACCAACAACACUAUGACCCUCGUGUACCACAAGAAUGCCACCACUAAGAACUACGGACUGAAGAGCCUGAACUUCACCCUGACGCCCGAUAACUUCGUCAAUGGAUCAAAGGACCCGAUGGAAUUGUACCACGGACCGGAAUGGGUCACCCCACUGGCUACCUCGUACCGCUGCAAGUCCGCCACCCAACUUAACUUGACCUCCGAGUCUCCCAGCGCUGUGGGUGUGCUGACACUGUCUCGUCUGCAAGAAGAAGCCUUCCGUACUACUGCUGGCAGUGGAUUCAGUGCUGCCCGCGACUGCGGCGGCGGUGACGUCCCCGACGCGGUGCCCAUUGCCGUGGGCUGUGCGCUGGGCGGGCUGGUGGUGGUCGUGCUGAUAGCGUACCUCGUGGGCCGCCGGUACUCCGCCUCCCGCGGGUACCUCUCCAUGUAG
Spodoptera littoralis (African cotton leafworm) is the source of this 1017-nucleotide messenger RNA. The record is from the annotation of a GenBank genome assembly. NCBI's taxonomy places the organism in Eukaryota, Metazoa, Arthropoda, Insecta, Lepidoptera, Noctuidae.